Molecule: messenger RNA, 3174 nt
Organism: Histoplasma capsulatum G186AR
Lineage: Eukaryota; Fungi; Ascomycota; Eurotiomycetes; Onygenales; Ajellomycetaceae
Product: DUF747 domain-containing protein
Exons: 2
Coding region: 1-3174 (1057 amino acids)
Biological process (GO): maintenance of protein localization in endoplasmic reticulum
Cellular component (GO): endoplasmic reticulum membrane
Source: RefSeq, a predicted model, not a curated record
AUGAAUAUAGUUGGUGAUGCUGCGGUGUCUGACCGCAAUAACGAAAUCAGGACAACCGGAAGCAUGGGCUCUGGCAGUCUUUCUGAAAAUGGCUCUGUGGAAAAAACGAUGAGUACUACUGCGAGCUCGAACAGGGGUGAUGCUGAAAAAGACCCGGGAGUCAAGGUGCCUUUGAACGGAUCAAAUUAUGGGGUGGCUAGUGGCCGAGAUCUUUCACAGAUGGAAGUGCUGGAUAAGGAAUAUCAGGCUAUCCGGAAUGGCUAUCAUCUAGAGGAAAACACCCAGAGGGGAGACAGACCACAUUCUGCGCCAAUUUCAACCCAGCGUCGACUGAGUUUAGUAAAUACCGUCAAGGAUGUUGAAUUUGCAACUGCAAUGGUAUCCCAACCCUAUGGCGAUAGGCCGGCCCUCCAGGCGGUGCAACCUGCAGAUACAGGAAUCCGCUCUACGAAGCGGAUUGAUGCAAGCCAACAGUCCCCUUCGAGCCACGAUCGUGAAAAGGACAAAAUCCUCAAACUGUCUCCUGCGAAAAUUCAUGAACUCACCUCCUCACCACAAUCUAUACCCCUACACUCCAUCCCGCUAGAGCCAGACAAAGAACAGCGAACUUCAGGUUCUCCAAUACCCUCGGGUCCAUUAGCUAUCGGCGCAAGCCCAGAAACGUCGACGGGUGUACGGGUUGUGAAUGGUUCUUCAAAACGAAUAAAAUCUCCCAAGCGCAAACUGAGCGCUGGCAAAAAUGUCCAUUUAGAGGAUGCUCCCGACUUUCUCACCUCACAUCAAAUCGCCCGUCCAUUCUCUUCUCGUCGGAAGUGCAACUCGGCCCGAGCUGUGUCAGUCACUGACGGCUUCCAGAACCGGCGAUCCUCCCCAAGGCCGGACCGUAUUGACACCGCUAGAAGUCGCGUAUCUUCCUCAUCGGCGCCAGAUCUAUUCUCUUCUCCCGUACCCCAAUCCAUCCCACUUCCUCCCUUCUCUAUCUCCACAUAUCUCCAGCUAGAACUGGCCUCUGAUCGGCCCUCGCCAUUAUACAUUCACCGCUCCACCAAGAACGAUUUCCCUUACGAGUCCUCGAGCGCGAAACUUGAACGGCUUCAAAACUUUUUCCUUCUACCACCUGCUCUAGAGCGGGUUCUUUUCUUUGGUACUCUUGCAUGUAUCGAUGCGUGGCUUUAUUACUUUACGAUCCUGCCAUUGCGAUUUCUCAAGUCUAUUUUUCUUCUUCUUCGGUCUUGGGCUAUCAAUGUUGGAGCCGAGGCGCAGUUCAUUUCGCGAUUUAUUAUUACCGGACUUGGUAGGGUAUGGCGGCGGAGACACCAAGGGAAGCCGGCUGUUUCUGGGAACGCACACGAUCAAAAGAUCAAAUUGGGCUCUGCUCAGUCGCGGCCUGACCUUUCGAAUAGUGUUUCUACAGAUCAAGACAGCCCCUUCCUUGACGAUAAUGUUAAGAAUCGGGCGUCUGAAAAUGAUCGGCGAACCCAGGUGGCUUCCAGCCGAGGCCAUCGCAGGGUUAGGUCUAUUCCCUCGACACUUUUGCCAAACGAUAAGGCCGAUAUUUUGAAGGGAUUCCUCAUGAUUUGCACGUGCCUGAUUCUAAUGUAUUUCGAUGCCAGCCGGGUGUAUCACUGGAUUCGCGGUCAAGCCGCUAUUAAACUUUACGUUAUUUAUAAUGUACUUGAGGUUGGCGACAGACUUCUAUCAGCCAUUGGCCAGGAUGUCCUCGAAUGUCUAUUUUCACGCGAAGCUCUUGAGAGAAAACCCGAUGGCCGCAGCAAGAUUCUCCGCCCAUUUUGGCUUUUUAUCAUCGCCCUGAUAUAUACCGUUAUACAUUCUGCCGCACUUUUCUAUCAGGUCAUCACACUUAAUGUGGCGGUGAAUUCAUAUUCAAAUGCACUGAUUACUCUCCUAUUGUCGAACCAAUUUGUAGAAAUUAAAUCCACUGUCUUCAAAAAAUUCGAAAAGGAGAAUCUCUUCCAACUCACCUGUGCCGACGUGGUUGAGCGGUUUCAACUCUGGUUGAUGCUUACAAUUAUUGCGUCUCGAAAUAUUGUUGAAACUGGUAUCUUUAGCUUUGGCAGUGGUUUGAGCCUAUUUGCUGGUAGCAAGCCGGCUGCGAACGCGAAUGCUACAUCAGUUUUCAACACCCAGCGAGCCACAUCAUCCAUUCUUCCACAAGCCUUCACCAUCCUCCCGUCAUCUCUCCUCUCUUCGCUUAGCAAGGUGAACUCAUUCCUCCCAACGAUCGGUCACCUUCUGGGGCCUUUCCUCGUUGUCUUAGGUUCUGAGAUGCUAGUCGACUGGUUGAAGCAUGCCUACAUCAAUAAAUUCAACAAUACCCGUCCCGCGAUGUACGGCCGAUUCCUCGACAUACUAGCCAAGGACUACUACACAAAUGCCUUCGCAGAUCAGAAUCUUAACCGCCGCUUAGGCCUACCUGUCAUUCCGCUCGCUUGCCUCUUCUUCCGCGUCUCCAUCCAAACAUACCAGAUGUUCCUAACCUCCUGGUUGCCACAGACACAAUCCUUCGUCGCGCCGUCAAACACCACGUCCCUGACGUCAAUCCACGACCAUUACUCCCCAUCCCCGUCACCCUCUCCCCCGUUUAUUCUCCCCCUCUACCCUCUCGAUGCCAGCCUCUUCACUAAAGUCUCCUCACUAUUCCAAACGAUGAUAGCCCACACCACCCCGUCUCCUGCAUCCUUCAUCCCAAUUUUCACCAUCAUCCUCGUCCUCAUCUUAUACCUCACCCUCCUCUUCACAAAACUCAUCCUCAGCAUAAUCCUUCUCAGCUACGCCCGCGCCCGCUAUAAGAAAAUGAAAUCCCGAGAACGGGAGAUAUCCACGAAUCCCACCUCGUCCAAACUAUCAGCAAACCAAUCCACCGCGACUAUAUCAACACCAGCACCAUCACCACAGCGAGAGCCCUCCAACUCCCAAACUACAACAGCGUCGAAUCCUGACUUCGUCGAGGGUGCUCGCCGCGUCGGCGGUUGGGGUGCUGUGGAGGUGGGCGAGGAUCGUAGAAGGUGGAUAUAUGCCGAUGACCCAGAAGGUGCAAGGCGAUUGAGAGAAAAAGAGGAGCGGGAUAGAGUUGGGAAGCCUAGUAGUAGUGCUGGAGGUGAUGGGAUUGAAAAGGUGAUGAGAUAUGAGAUGGCGGCGAAGAGGAUUUGGUGA